CUCUCAUUCUUUUCUAUUUCAGUAUAUCUCCCUUUCGUUCUUUUCAUUUUCAAAACUUUUGUUUCAUUUCUAGAGUCUCUCCACUGGGUAAGCAGAAACCUUAAACCAAUUGCAGUAGAUUUUGAUUUCGCGUUAUCCUUUGUGUCUUCUCCUUCGAAUCUCAUCAACUACUCCAGGUUUGUGUCUUCUUUUUAGAUUUCUCAAAAUCCCCUGUUUAUGAUUCUGAAAUUUGAGAAUUAAAUCCAAUUUCAACAAAUGAUGAACAUUCGGCGGUGGCGAUGAGAUGGUCGUAACGAACCUCAUCGUCUGGUUGUGCAGGAAACAAUCGAGGGAGGUGGGAGGUGUGGUUGAGCUGCAGCCAUAAUCGCUUGAAAAUAGGGUGCUACGCUGUUGCCACCAUAAUCGCUUUUUAGCUUCGAGUAUAUCUAUUUCUUUCAGAUCUCCUUUGUUUACUUUUUCAUUAGAUUCAUGUCUUUUAGCCUCCGAUUUGCUUUAUCAUUUUGGUGGAGUUCUCUGGCAUUGGAAACACUAGAUAUUCUUUCUUCACUCUCUGCAUGUGGUUUUUUGUUUCCAAUUUCAACUUUAUAUUUGUCCUUUUAUGAUUUAGUUUCAUGAUUUAGCUUUAGUUUCAAAAGUUGCUGUUAAAGGUUCAAUGAAAGAAAUUGAAGAAAGUGAACACUGAUAAUCGAAAUAGUUAGGCAAAGCAAAUUGGAAGCAACUGCAGAUCUACUCACUCAAUUGCAAGCCAAAUCGUGUCUGAUAAUAAGAAAAGACAGAUAAGCAUUUAGUAAUUUUCACCUCGCCAGAACAUGGAAGACAAGUGGGAAUGGCAAUUAGAGAAAGAUGUGAUUUAUUCGACAAAGUCUACUUACCAAUAUCCAACACACUCUAAGCCCCAAAGGGAGGAAGGAAUAUUCAAAACGUGGUGGAAUGCUUUGGUAGCUAAGAAAGUAUGUGCCCUUAUGUGGGAAUUUCUACUGAGUAAAGGAUCAGUUGAUUGCUAGAGAAAUUAUUAAAUGUUGAAGAUGGUGGUCCAUGCGAGGAGUGUGGAGAACAUGAGGAAAAUGUUGAUUACUUGUUAUUAACUUGUCCUGUAAUUUUAAAGCUACAGUUAAAGUUCUUUAACUGGUGGGAUGUAUCAUAUAAAACUUUAUAUGAUAG
Rubroshorea leprosula is the source of this 1161-nucleotide messenger RNA. The record is from the annotation of a GenBank genome assembly. Lineage: Eukaryota; Viridiplantae; Streptophyta; Magnoliopsida; Malvales; Dipterocarpaceae.